GACAAUUGACUCACCGAAGUAGACAACCCUUCCCAAUCAAUUGCUUUCCUUAAACUACCCAAGAAAGCUGUUUCCACUUCCCCUAAUUCAGGAGAAACCAAACGAAACCCGCUCAAAAAGACAUCAUCUCCACACUCUUGAACAACUUCAAUCACAAGCGAACCACUCACGUUUAACUCCCACACCAAGCUACCCAAGCAUACACACACAAAAAGAAAUUUGCUUUGCAAUGGCAAACAAAGCCCAAAUAGCGGCUGCCUCGUGGGGGGUCAAGACCAGCUUCCACUCCCUGGUGGCUCUCCUCAUCGCCGGCGUCGUCAUCGUCGUCGUCUACCUCACCCGCGACGCGGAGCAGCCGCCGCCGCUGGAUGAAGAUAGAGCGGCCAUCCUACAGAGCUCGGCCGAAAUGGCUUCGCCGGCGCCAGCACCGUCCACAUCGAUGUCAGUGCCGGAGUGGGAGUGUGACUUGUUCUCGGGGCGGUGGGUGUUUGACAACAUGUCGUACCCACUCUAUAAGGAGCAAGAGUGCAAGUACAUGUCGGAUCAAUUGGCUUGCGAGAAGUUCGGCCGGACGGACUUGAGGUUUCAGCAAUGGAGGUGGCAACCCCACGGAUGCGACCUUCCUAGGUUCAAUGCCACAGCAUUGCUGGAGAGGUUGAGGAACAAGAGGCUCGUGUACGUGGGUGACUCGCUGAAUCGAGGCCAGUGGGUGUCCAUGGUUUGCCUGGUCGAGUCGGCCAUUCCUCCGAACCUCAAAUCCAUGUCGUUCAAGCACAACAACUCCUUGAUCAUCUUCAAGGCCUCUGAAUACAAUGCGACUAUUGAGUACUAUUGGGCACCAUUGCUAGUGGAAUCCAACUCCGAUGACCCCGUCAAUCACCGGGUGCCCGAUCGGAUCGUCCGGGUUCAAGCCAUCGAGAAGCAUGCGAGGCAUUGGUCCGACGCGGACAUUCUCAUUUUCGAUUCGUAUCUUUGGUGGAGGAGACCCCAAAUGAAAGUUUUGUGGGGCUCGUUCGGAAGUCCGGAUGGAAUUUACAAAGACGUGAUGAUGCCACGUGCCUAUGAGAUGGCUCUCAGCACAUGGUCGGAUUGGUUGGAAGUACAUGUGAAUAGAUCCAAGACCCAAGUCUUCUUUGUUAGCAUGUCUCCAACUCACGAAAGAGCCGAGGAAUGGGAUGGGAACGAAGGCCAAAACUGCUACAAGGAAACCGAACCGAUCACCAAAGAAGAAUACUGGGGAAGUGGGUCGGACCGGGCAAUGAUGCGGGUCGUCGAGUCUGUGGUCGACCGGUUGAAGGCGAGAGGUCUCGGGGUUCAGAUCCUGAACAUCACUCAGCUCUCGGAGUACCGGAAGGAAGCACACCCAUCCAUACAUAGGCGACAAUGGGAACCCUUAACCAAAGAGCAAGAGGCAAAGCCGAUAAGCUAUGCGGAUUGCUUCCAUUGGUGCUUGCCCGGAGUGCCAGAUGUGUGGAACGAGCUUCUCUACGCCCACAUUUUCCAGAAUCGGACGCAAAGAUUAGAGGGUAGAGUCGAAGGAUUGUGACUCAGAUAGCUUCUUACUUACUUUGACUUUUUCUUUACAACUUGAGGUUUGGCCACAAUUAAAGUGAAGUUGGGAUGGAUUUACCUCCCCACCACACCACAAGCAAAAAAUAGUCUUGAAAGAAGAAAGAAUGUACAAAGGGUGCCUGGAUUUCUUUCUCUUUUUCCUUUUUUUCCACCAUUUUUUUCUUA
Molecule: messenger RNA, 1737 nt
Organism: Syzygium oleosum
Lineage: Eukaryota; Viridiplantae; Streptophyta; Magnoliopsida; Myrtales; Myrtaceae
Product: protein trichome birefringence-like 34
Exons: 5
Coding region: 230-1546 (438 amino acids)
Cellular component (GO): Golgi apparatus
Molecular function (GO): O-acetyltransferase activity
Source: RefSeq, a predicted model, not a curated record